Messenger RNA from Mastomys coucha (southern multimammate mouse), 1512 nucleotides. RefSeq names its product translation initiation factor IF-2-like. Bases 1 to 1059 code for a protein of 352 amino acids. The transcript is spliced from 4 exons. Lineage: Eukaryota; Metazoa; Chordata; Mammalia; Rodentia; Muridae. The record is from RefSeq and is a predicted model, not a curated record.
AUGGCGCCCUGUGUGUGCACCCAGAAGUCACUGUACAUGCUACCCUCUGAUGUUUUCGCCUCCAUCCUUGCUGAUGUCACCAAGCAGAGCCCUUCGAUGAAGGGCAUGAAAACAAGGUCAUCCCACGGCACCGAGAUGGCAUUUACUUGGAGGUCUUGUGCCACCGGGUGGAGGCACAUGAUAGAAGACAGAAUCCCUGAGAAGAGGGGUAAACGCAACAAGGAUUUCCAGCGGACUGGAGAUCUCCAGAGCCACCCGGCGUCUCCCGCUCCCACCUCAGUCUCCGGCUUUUCCAAGUUCAGCCAAGAGGCGGGUCGAGCCAGGAAGCACGGAUUGGGGCACCGGACCUGGGUCAGGGCACGCAGGUGGGACGGACUGUCCCGGGGUCGCAGCCACGUCUUCCUCCUAGGUCCGGUCAUUCAUUCCCACCCGCGCUCCCUCCGCAGACACCCCGCGCCACUGUCCGGCACCAGACCGCCAGAGGCGGCGAACCCCCUUUCCAAACUAGGUCGCACCUCUCUUUCUGCCAGGUCCCCAUCAUCCUCCCGUUCCUCCCCCCACACACACACCCAACUGCCUUCCGUGGACAGCGGGCGGCCAAAGCUGUGUCCAGACCGUAACUCCCGUCCCGCUCCUCCCGGCGCCCCGGAGCUGUGCGCAGCCCCAGACACAAAGGCGGGGACUGAGCCCAGAGCCCGCACCCCAGCCUCCACGCUCGGCGCCGCCACUCACCCCAUCCAAGCGGCGGCCUCAGCUCCCGGCCCCGCUGGCCGUUCCUCCCGCCGCUUCCCCAGGAAAGCGCGGCUGCCGGGCUCGCUUCCUGCUCAGCUUCCUGCGCUGGGUCCCUCCUCCUCCUCCUUCUCCUCCUUCUCCUCCUCCUCCUCCCGCCGCGGGGUCAGUGGGCGCUCAGCUCCUGGGCUCCGCCGGCAGGGCGGGGGCAACGGCAGCACCACCACGUGGCCGCCGGGCGCCGGCCCCCGACCUGGAUCCCGUGGGCUCCAGGAGGGAGGUGCUAGCCACUCCCACCCCGCGCGGCCCCAAAUUCCCGGAGUCAGGUGACCUGGCCCCGGAGCUGCUCCCGGGACCUGCGAGAAGUGCUCUCCGACCGCCCACGCCCACGCCCCGGCCCGCGGCGCGUCCGGGACGUCCACGCUCGCUUUUGAUUUCUGCGGAUCUCCGGAAUCCCUCCGUGUGGAUCUGUCUCACACCUUAACUUGAAAAAUGCUAACUGAGCUCAGGCUUUGAAUAUGUCUGAGACUGUAAAUGGGCUGCCAAAAUGAAGUGAGCACCUGCUAUCAAAAGUCUAUUAAAAUCUGAUGGGAUGAACAGGUUGCAUGGUAGGUAUAAAUUUUUUGUAGCCUAUUUUUAUUAAGGGUUUAAGCUUUCCUCUAGCCCACCACCCAACAGAGGUAGUGGAAGAGAAAGGUUAUUAGGAUGUGGAGAGAGUGGACCUGUUUAGCAAUAGUUUUUUGGGGUGCAAGCCUUUCUUUGGCAGUGUUCAGUCCUGUAGCA